AUGGCGUCAACAGAAGACAAUAACUAUAGUCUGGACAAAGUUUACAACACAUGGCAAGUUGUUUUGAGAGAAGAUGGCACGGUUUUGUUACCUGAAUUUAUUGCUGCAUUUCGCGAAUUAAUCAAGUUUUUUGAUCAUUUAAAUAUUGUGUUUUCAUUUGUGUCACGUGAUUUAGUCGAUAAAUUUGUAUUAAUUGAAAAUUUAUGCAAGAGUGAAAAAUAUGAUUAUUAUAAAAGUGUACAAACAAUGUUAAAAUACGAAACGAGUAUUAGUUCAUACGAUGGCACUAUAGCAUUAUUACGUCUAUUAAGAGCAUUGGAAUUCACUUAUAAAUUUCUCCAACGAUCGUUUUUAUCGGAAACAACCAAGUCAACAAAAACCAUUGCAUAUGAAACAUAUAAAGAAUCUUUAUAUAAAAGACACAGUAAAGCCGUUCAGUGGGCAGUAUGGGCAGCCACAAAUACUCUACCGAAGCAACAACAAUUGAAACAACAGUUAUUGAAAGGUGAAAAAGAAGCUGGAACAGUUGAUAAAACAUUUCCAAUUAUUAGUAAUGUUUAUUCUGCAAUAAAUAAUUUAUAUACCGAAAAAGAUCUAUUAGAACUUGUAUCGUUAUAA
This is a messenger RNA of Didymodactylos carnosus, 618 nucleotides long. The record is from the annotation of a GenBank genome assembly. NCBI's taxonomy places the organism in Eukaryota, Metazoa, Rotifera, Eurotatoria, Philodinida, Philodinidae.